AUGAUUGAAUACUUGCUGUCAGCUGCAAUGGCCAUUGGGCCAGCAUUGGGUUACAUUGAUCAGUACUUUAUUAUAAAGAGACAACAAUCGAGCAGUGGAUUUAAUCCUGUAACAUGUGCGAUCCUCUUGUUUUCAAAUAUCGUGCGCAUCUUUUUCUGGUUUGGCAAACGCUUCGAUACGACAUUGUUGAUUCAGUCAGCCGUCAUGAUCAUAACACAAUCAAUUCUAUUGGAGACUGUUGUACGCCAUCGCACCCCUGAAAAGCACGAGAGUGAACCAUUAAAGGACCAAGAACAAAGACGACUACGAUGGUACGAUACGUUUUGGCAAUGGCCCCAUUAUUUGGAUUACGUCAACUGCCUCUUGGGCUUCACGACCGUCGUUGGUGUGGCCUAUGUGCUAUUGGGCAAGCUGCCUUGGUUUGUGGAAGCUCUGGGGAUCAUUAGUCUUGGCAUAGAAAGCACAUUACCACUACCACAAUGCAUCUCGAAUUUCAAGACAAGAUCAACUGCUGGAUUUAGUUUGAUUGUGCUGGCCACAUGGUUUCUGGGAGAUGCAUUCAAGCUCUUUUACUUUAUCUACACCAACGCUCCUCUUCAAUUUGAUUUGUGUGGCGCGAUCCAGCUUUCGAUUGAUUCAUUGAUUGUCAUGCAAUCCAUCCUCUUUUCAACCAAAGUGAAGACAUGGCUAGGGAUCCACCACCCACAUCCAGAUAAACACUUCUAUGCAUCGAUACCUUAA
Messenger RNA from Lichtheimia ornata, 741 nucleotides. RefSeq lists its product as uncharacterized. NCBI's taxonomy places the organism in Eukaryota, Fungi, Mucoromycota, Mucoromycetes, Mucorales, Lichtheimiaceae. The record is from RefSeq and is a predicted model, not a curated record. Gene Ontology annotation, cellular component: trans-Golgi network; endosome. Bases 1 to 741 code for a protein of 246 amino acids. Gene Ontology annotation, biological process: retrograde transport, endosome to Golgi; phospholipid translocation. The transcript is spliced from 5 exons.